This is a messenger RNA of Linum trigynum, 3844 nucleotides long. NCBI's taxonomy places the organism in Eukaryota, Viridiplantae, Streptophyta, Magnoliopsida, Malpighiales, Linaceae. The record is from the annotation of a GenBank genome assembly.
AAACGUUAAUAUUCAGUCUGCAGUGAGCUAAUUAUAUCCUUCUGUUGGAUAAAAAAAUUUCAGUACAUACAAAUACCAUAAUAUAUUUUUUUAUAUUUCAUAAUAUCUUUUUUGCUAUAAUUACUAUUUUAUAAUAUUGAAUUGAAUAUAAACCAUGCAAAACAACAUUAUACCAUCCUCCAUAAACAAAUCAUGUAGGGAGAGUGUCCACCAAAGUCCAACAAUAACGAAAUAAUAACCAAACCAACAAUAAGAACAAUACGGCGAAAUCAGAUACCAUUAGAGUAUAAUAAUAAUAAUAGUUUCUAAAAAAAAUUUAGUGCUAAAAAAGAACACCUGAACAGAAAGCAGCAGCACAGCGAGGGGAUUAUCUGGAAAAGAACAAGUCAUCCGACCAAUCCCUGAGCCCCAAGUCAGCAUAACUCCCCCUGCCCUCCCGGUUUCUGCCACGUUGCCCACGCGGUCCCACAUUCCCCAGCCGCGUCUCACUGGCGUCAUUAUUAUCGCUCACCUACUAAAUUAAUCAAAAAUAAAAUUUAACAUAAAUCAAUAAAUUAAAUCCUUAAACCCUCCUUUAACCUCUCUUUAAUAAGUUCACCAAUGCCCAACCUUUGACAUAUCCACACGCAAUCCCCAAUUCCCUUCCCCGUACAUCCUUUUAAUCCGUCAAAAAACAAUUUAGAAAAAUAAAAUGAAUCAACCCCUUUCACUUUCCCGGAAAUUUCCGCUUCGCUUAACUUCCCCUCUAAUUUUCCUUCCCCUUUAAAACCCUCUUCAUAAACUCCACUCCCAAUCUCUUCUCUCCACUUUCACCCCCUUCUAAUUCCUCACUCCUCAUAACUUCCUUUUUUUUCUUUUCCAGAAGAAAAAGCUUCCCCUGUCUCUCUAAUCACAGACUCUGUUGCACUAAACCCAGUUCGUGAAUCGGAUCAGAGAUGGAGAACAAUCAACAAUCGUCUUUUUGGCAGUUCAGCGACCAGCUGAGGGUGCAGGGCAACAACUUAGCCAACAUCUCCCUCAACGAUUCCAUCUGGAGCAGCUCCUACGCCAAAAACCGGCCCGAGCAGCGCCGCAACUUCGACAUCCGGGUCGGAGCCGAGCUCAACAACAAUUCUCCUCCCCCCGCCGCCACCAGGCCCCAGGUAGGUUCUUCCGAUUGGAACGGCUUCAACGACGGCUGGAAGGUCGGGGUUGGAGGAGCCGGUUCGCCCGCCGGGUCGAACAACAAUUUUACCGGUUUGUUGAAUAACAACAACAACCACAACCACUCCGUAAUCGGCGGAGGAAGCGGAUCUCACCCGAUGAACCCCGUCGGGCUCAACGGCGGCUUCAACAAGGGGAUUUACUCCAAGGGUGGGCUGAACAGCGGGGGUUUCAAUUUUAAUGUGAAUCCGAGGGCUGGGAAGAACGGCAAGGGGUUUGGAUUCGACGAUGAGCAGCACAAUCUCGUCGGCGGGAAGUUCGGGAAGAAGAACGGCGGUAGGAAGAAUAACGACAGCAACGAUAAUGGUAAAGAAGGGAAAGAUGGGAAACAGAAUGGUGUUGACAAGAGGUUCAAGACUCUUCCGCCGUCCGAGGCUCUGCCCAGGAACGAGACCAUCGGCGGGUAUAUCUUCGUCUGUAACAACGACACCAUGGCGGAGAAUCUCCGGCGCCAGCUCUUCGGUUUGCCGCCGCGAUACAGGGACUCAGUCAGGGCGAUUACGCCAGGGUUGCCGCUUUUCCUCUACAACUACUCCACCCACCAGCUCCAUGGAAUUUUCGAGGCAGCUAGUUUCGGAGGGUCGAACAUCGAUCCGUCAGCGUGGGAGGACAAGAAAUGUGCAGGGGAAUCAAGGUUCCCUGCGCAGGUUAAAGUGGUAACCAGGAAAGUCUGCGAGCCACUGGAAGAAGACUCAUUCAGGCCGAUUCUCCACCAUUACGACGGCCCAAAGUUCCGUCUCGAGCUCAACGUGCCCGAGGCGCUCUCGCUUCUCGACAUCUUUGGUGAUCAGAAGGCUUGAACAGAAUGCAGCAAAGGAGUUUUACUAUAGAGGGGUUUUUGGUGUUACAGGAAAAUAUGGACACCAUGAUGAAGAAGAGGGUUAGAGGUGAAAGUGAAAAAAAAAGUGGAGACAAAGUUUGGGUUUUUACUUUUCAUUUUUUUUCCACCCCUUUCACUUCUGGAGUGGUAAGGAAUUAAAGAUAUAUACUAUAAUAUGCAUAGAUAAAUAUGUAUACAAUCGAUAUAUGUGUAAGCCGUAUCUCCAUGUAACAUAUUUGUGGGAUGUGAGAGCUUCUUUAUAUAUUUUUCAUCCUUCUUGUUCUAUGUUUAUGUUUGUUUUUGAUAAUUAAUUUAUCAUAUCUUUAUGAAUUUUAUGUGUGGAUAAUUGUAAUGAGACAGUAAUCUAAUGAUGCAUGAAUGGUAAAAUGACAUGAUAUUGUGAGUAAUAAGUCCAUUUAUAUAGAAGAUUAGAGUAGACAUGAGAGAUGAGACUACUGAACCUUGAAGAACAGAGUGAGCUGAGUAGAUAUAAGUGCACCAACUUCUAUUCUGUUAACAUGUCGACGGCUUCUGUGCAGUAUGUUUUUGAUUUUCAUGAACAAAUACACCAAACAGAUUGAUCAGAUAUUAUGGCUGCAACAUUGUUUGACACGUGGCUUAGAUGCUUGCUAGCAUUGGUGGAAAAUGUAUAUGGAAUCAAAAUUCAAGGGAGCAGGUGGAGUCGUAUAGCCCAUAGAAACAGAGGGCCAUAGCCAAAAUUCCAACUUAUUCUUGGGGAUAGUUUGGAAUUUGGGGUUGCUCCUCUGUCAUUUUCUUAUGAAUAUUAUGUAUCUGUCAAAUUGUCAAUCACAUCCCAACUUACAAAGAAAACAAAAUUGGAAAAGUUUGUCCAAAGUGGUGCCAAAAUUUGGUGGACUUCUUCUUCCUAACCCAUUUCUUAAGCAACAAGAACGCGAGACUGUUUCAAUAAGAUGGAUGACAUUAUUAGUCAUUAGAUACAGGUUAGAUAUAGUAAUGCGAGAAAUAUUUCAUCUCAUUAAGAUAAGUUAUACAAAGAUCACCAAAUGACCUGUACAUAAAAUCUUAAGGAUCAUUACUCCAUAAAUUCAUCACCGUGCAUCAACCCGAUUUCGUUGUUAUUUCUUUCUUUACUUUCGUAUUAGGCUCUGUUUACGGACUAUCAUUCCGAUUAUCAGUUCGAUUAUAGUUGCUUUUGGACAUUGUUUGAUCUACUUGAUUCUAAUCAACGUUUCAUUGUGGAAUAACGAUCCGAAAAAUGAUUAUUUCAAAGCUUUCCCCCCUCUGUGUAUCAGCGAUGAUCGGGGACAAAAGAAUUGGCCAUUGAGCUUGCAGAUAACCUUGAUUUCCCACCUCUGUUACAGGGAAAGAAAAACAAGGAUCAUGGCAGCAAAUUAUUGAUGGCGGAGGACAUGUGUUUGGGUGAGAUGGCAUGCUGUGUCCUGUCUUUAGGUUCUUAUCAACUCAUGAUUUUAAUGAGGGAUCUGGUCUGGUCUCCACCACAAGUCUUUUCUUCCCUCCAUAUUAACUACCCACCAACUGGCUGAUGGAUGGAUUGCCUAAAUUCAAAGUCAAAACAACCCUCCACCUGUUUCCUCUAGAUUCAAUGAUGCAUGUAUUGCCUCUCACCCUCUUAGAGGUGGGUCAUUUCCUUGUGCUAAAUUGUGUGCACCAAGAUGAUGAACUCUCUUCUUCAGAAUUUGCUUUGGGCAAGACCCAUGAAACAUAGAGAAAUGAAUCUACUCCCAUCAGUAUGAUUCUGUUAGGAGUUUUUCUAUUGAACCUCUUCUAAACGCAGUCACAAAUCAAAUACAGAUUAGCAAAUAAUACAUCUAAUCAAAU